AUGGCCGAGCAUGAAGGCGAGCGUGAGCGCGAAUCACCGAUUGAAUCAAUGGUGGAUAAGAUAACAGAGAAGAUCCACGAUAAUGAUUCAUCUUCGUCAUCUGAUUCUGAUGAUGACAAGUUUGAUGCUGUCAAAUCGAAAAUCUUUCGGCUUUUUGGUAGAGAGAAACCCGUCCACAAAGUCUUUGGUGGUGGAAAACUUGCUGAUGUUUUCCUAUGGAGGAACAAGAAAAUCUCUGGUGGUGUGCUUGUUGGUGCAACUGCAGUCUGGGUUCUUUUGGAAUUGCUUGGAUAUCACUUAAUAACUCUAGUUUGCCAUUUAUCAAUAUUUUCACUGGCUGUUCUUUUUCUGUGGUCCAAUGCAUCCAACUUCUUAAACAAAUCCCCGCCUAAAAUCCCUGAAGUCGUACUUCCUGAAAAAUGUGUUCGUGAAGUUGCCUCUGAGCUGAGAAUUGAAAUCAACCGAGGAUUAGUUGUCCUGCGUGCAAUUGCAACUGGGAGAGAUCUGAAGCAGUUUCUUGCUGUAAUUGCUAUCUUAUGGGUUCUGUCCCUUGUUGGAAGUUGCUGUAACUUCCUGACCUUGCUCUACAUAUCCCUUGUUUUGCUACUCACCAUACCAGUGUUGUAUGAGAAGUACGAGGACAAGGUUGAUGCAUGCUCCGAAAAAGCUUGGAUUAAGAUCAAGAAGCAGUAUGCGGUGUUGGACGAAAAGUUUUUAAGCAAAAUUCCUAAAGGACCAUUGAAGAAGGAUUAG
Dovyalis caffra is the source of this 753-nucleotide messenger RNA. The record is from the annotation of a GenBank genome assembly. Lineage: Eukaryota; Viridiplantae; Streptophyta; Magnoliopsida; Malpighiales; Salicaceae.